Sarcophilus harrisii (Tasmanian devil) is the source of this 2171-nucleotide messenger RNA. It is a transcript of the gene NSG1, whose product is annotated as neuronal vesicle trafficking associated 1. Gene Ontology annotation, cellular component: endosome; membrane. NCBI's taxonomy places the organism in Eukaryota, Metazoa, Chordata, Mammalia, Dasyuromorphia, Dasyuridae. The record is from RefSeq and is a predicted model, not a curated record. Gene Ontology annotation, molecular function: clathrin light chain binding. The transcript is spliced from 5 exons. Gene Ontology annotation, biological process: G protein-coupled dopamine receptor signaling pathway; endosomal transport; clathrin coat assembly. Bases 406 to 963 code for a protein of 185 amino acids.
CCCCGCGCGCCACUGCGGCCACCGCGCGCUCACUCCCGGGGGAGCGCUCCCUGCUUCGGCUGCGCCAGUAGCAGAGCGGAGGCAGAGCCGGCUGCGCCCCCUCCCCGCAGCGGCCCCUCCCCCUCCAGCCCGCUCUCCUUUGUGCUGCUCUCGCUCCUCCUGCCUCCCCCAGCUCUGCGCCCCAAGGACUGAGGCUGCGUCAAGGCGGAGGAGCGAGGCCGCCGGAGCCGCCACAUCCCUGCCGCGGUCGCGAAGGGGACUGAGGAGCAAGCCCAGCCAAGGAGCUGCCGGGCCGCCUCCCCCGGGCUCCCCAGGUCCCUCGCUCCUCCUCCGCCAUUGCGGCGUGGCUGCGAGCUGGGAGAAGCCGCGCUCCAUCCUCGGGGGGACCGCCUUUCUCUCGCCAAGAUGGUGAAACUGGGCAAUAAUUUCGCUGAGAAAAGCACAAAGCAGGCCCUGCUGGAGGAUGGCUUCGACACCAUCCCCCUGAUGACACCCUUGGAUGUCAAUCAGCUGCAGUUCCCUCCUCCAGACAAGGUGGUGGUCAAAACCAAAACCGAGUAUGAGCCGGAUCGGAAGAAAGGGAAAUUCCGCACUCCCAAGAUAGCCGAGUUCACCAUCAGCAUCACGGAAGGCGUUUCUGAGCGAUUUAAGGUGACUGUCCUGGUCCUGUUCGCCUUGGCGUUCCUGACCUGCGUGGUUUUUCUGGUGGUCUACAAGGUGUACAAGUAUGAUCACACUUGUCCAGAAGGAUUUGUUUUUAAGAACAAUCAGUGCAUCCCGGCAGGGCUGGAGAACUACUACUCGGAGCAGGACUCCAACGCCCGGGGGAAGUUCUACACGGUCAUCAACCACUACAACUUGGCCAAGCAGACCAUCACGCGCUCGGUCUCCCCGUGGAUGUCGGUGCUGUCGGAGGAGAAGCUGUCCGAGCAGGAGACGGAGGCCGCCGAGAAAUCGGCCUAGUGGCCCGGGCCCCUUCUCCAUGCCGUGUCCCCAGAAGGUAACCACGGGACUUGGAGGCACAUCUCAUUAAUUAUGGAUAAUGUAGAGGUUACUCAUUUAUGGUGCAACUGCUUCUGUUUGCUGAUGCUGCUUUGCAAAUACAACUUGCUGCAGAACACUCCCGGGCAUAAACCCAUCGCUUCAAGAGCCCGGAGGCCAUUCCCCGUUAAGAAAUCUUCAGUUAGCUAACCCUCCGCAGCUGGGAUGCGCUGGAUGUCGUCACCCUGACUCGUUGGGGUUCGGGAUGCGGCUAAAUCCUGCGUUUUCCUUGUCUGAACGCUAGCUGUAUUUUUAGUCCCCUCGCUGUUUUGCAAACUGAACACACAACCAUAACUAGAGUGAUCUCUCUUCUUCAGCUCCGAGGGAGCUGAGCUGCUUCUCUCCGCUCAAAUUCAGUGCUAGUAGCGCCGACCCCUAGUCACCGGCAGCACCUGGCUUAGAGACCUAAGGGUGGAAAACCCUCAGGUCCCAUUUAUGGCGUUUCCUUCCCCACCGUUGACUCCUAAGACAGGCCGGGGUUCUUGCCAUGUUCGCUGCGGUUUUCUUCUCCAACAGAACCUCCCUGCAUUUCCUCAGUGGUUGGGCACCUUGGUAAAAAGGUGAAGGGAAACCCAGAGGUGAAUACUACUAAAAAGCAUGAAUACAUUUCAUUAGGAGUCUACCUGGAUGGUGCAACUGCAUUUGGGAGAUGAAGGGUGUUCUGUUCAGAAAUGGCCUCCUGGACAGUGAGAACCCAUGGUUUUUGGUUUUUUUGUAGAUAGUCCACUCUGUAAUUUAUCUGAUAGGAAAAGAAGUCUUCACGCUGGUUCAUUUUUAUAUUCCAUUACAAAUGGAUCUGCACUGCUCUUACUGCUUGCAAGUUAAAUAGGGAACACUACAAGGGUUGGGAGUGGGUUGGGGAGGGAGAUGCAACAAUGUGCUGACUGUUUUAAUCUAAGUUUUCUGAAUUACAAAAACUGAGACCAGUUAUCAUAACCCCCAGAUAUACAGAACAGGUUAAAGAGAACAUAGAGACCAGUGUUGUAUCUGUAAGUUCAAUUAGGAAAUUUCAUUUCACAAUCUCUGUAAAGAAAUCGUAUUUCAAUUUUAUUCUGGACAUCAAAUAUACGUUUACAAAAUUGCCAGUUAAACAAAAUAUGUGUGUAAAACAAUUAAAUAUAAAAAAGAUA